GCUCGAAUAGAACGCACGCGUGAAGCGAGCCUUACAGUACCGGCCCGAAAAUUACGUGAAAACUUUUACGGAAAAUUCAUUUCAACAAAAGAUUUUCCGUACGUUUUACGACAAUUUUCCGUACGCGAUCGCUUUUUGUUUAUUGAAACGUGGACUCUUUGUGGCUGUGUUUUUUUUAUUUGUGACUUUUUCCUUAUUUUUUAAUUUCGUAAAGUAUUGAGGUAAAAUCGUAUGUGAAGACGAGCUCACGAAAAUAUUACAUCGACGAAAUAUGUUAAGUGCACAGUGGUCGACAAGAAAAGAGUGCUGGACAAAAAAGUGACAGUGAAAAUGUGUUUAAAAAGAUAAAAUCGAAACAAAUAAUUAGGAUGUGAAGCCAUGUUGGAAUGCGUGCGUCGCGCGAACCCAGUGUUGCGCGCGUCGACCAAAACUGGACAAAAUCGCCUGAUAACGACGAGACUCGUCUUUUUGUUGGUGCCGUUCAUUAUACUUCUGUCCGUGAGGAACAGCGUGUCAGGCGGGGUGUCCCUGGGCGCUCAUCUGGUCUGCGCCCGCGUCGCCGGCCUCACAGACAAGCAGCGCGCUAUGUGUCGCGCCUCACCAGCUGCCAUCGCUGCAGUGGGCGACGGACUAAGGAUGGCGUACACAGAGUGUCGGUCGCAGCUCGGCGGCUACAGGUGGAACUGCACAGGCAUCGGUGACGGAAAUGACUUCGGACAUGUCAUGCCUUUAGCGACGCGCGAAGCAGCGUUCACUUACGCGAUAACAUCGGCGGGCGUCACGCACGCGCUCAGCACGGCGUGCGCGCGCGGCGACUUGCCCGCUUGCGGCUGUACCUCCAACAGGCGGCGGUCCCCAAGUCCUUCAGAACAGUUCCAGUGGGGCGGGUGUGGUGAAGCAGCCUAUGGAGCCAGGUUCGCGAGGCGGUUCCUGGACUCCAGGGAGAUGGAGGCAGACGCGAGGAGUUUAAUGAAUCUUCACAACAACAGAGUCGGCAGGAAGGUGAGCGAGACAGUAAAAGACCUGGUUCGACGAGAGUGCAAAUGUCACGGCGUAUCCGGUUCUUGCGCGCUACGAACAUGUUGGCGCGCUCUACCGCCAUUCCGAGCCGUCGGCGCGGCGCUGCGGGACAAGUACCACCGAGCCAGGCUCGUCACUCCGCACCCGCCACCCGCCACGCAUGCGCCGCAGACACAUCUUGUUAUACGAAGAUCAAGACAAAACGCAGGCAUCGGCAGGCAGCCCCGCAAGUCGGAGCUGGUGUUCCUGGAGGCGUCGCCGUCGUACUGCGAGCCUGACGCCCUGUCCGGCUCCCUGGGCACGCACGGACGACACUGCAACAGGACCUCUAGGGGGGAAGAAGGCUGUGAAACUCUCUGCUGUGGUCGAGGCUACAACACAGUGAGGACCGAAGAAGAAACGAAAUGCAAUUGUCGUUUUCAUUGGUGUUGUCGAGUGUCGUGUGACAAGUGCAUCACUCGCACGGAGUUACAUGUUUGCAAGUGAGCGCCAUCUAACAACGAGUAGCGGAAGUAAUAAGAAAGCAAAAUUAUAUUCGAAAAAAAAAACGAUCAUUUUUUCGUACGAUUUUGUUUUAGUAAACCUGUUACGGAAUAAUUCAAAGCAUAGUCAGGAGUUAAAUCGGGAAAAUCCGGUAUUUAUGUUGCACCGAUCAGAAAUAUUGCAAAAUAAAAUUAUUAUAAUGUACGUACCUAGCUAACUAGUUAUUAACUAUUUAAAUUAUAAAUAAAGGAGAAAAAGUAGGGAUUUUUUUUAAAGUUACAAUUUUUGAGCGUUAUUCCUAUGGAAUUAUUACAAUUUGAUGUAAUAAGUUUCCAAAAUCAAGUUACGAUUUUUAAAGGUGUACCCGUACCUAUUAUUCAGAUUUUCAAAA
Molecule: messenger RNA, 1894 nt
Organism: Maniola jurtina (meadow brown)
Lineage: Eukaryota; Metazoa; Arthropoda; Insecta; Lepidoptera; Nymphalidae
Gene: Wnt2
Product: protein Wnt-7b-like
Exons: 9
Coding region: 379-1506 (375 amino acids)
Biological process (GO): cell fate commitment; neuron differentiation; canonical Wnt signaling pathway
Cellular component (GO): extracellular region
Molecular function (GO): cytokine activity; frizzled binding
Source: RefSeq, a predicted model, not a curated record